Molecule: messenger RNA, 1263 nt
Organism: Nematolebias whitei (Rio pearlfish)
Lineage: Eukaryota; Metazoa; Chordata; Actinopteri; Cyprinodontiformes; Rivulidae
Product: tubulin alpha-1A chain
Biological process (GO): mitotic cell cycle; microtubule cytoskeleton organization
Cellular component (GO): cytoplasm; microtubule
Molecular function (GO): structural constituent of cytoskeleton; GTP binding
Source: RefSeq, a predicted model, not a curated record
UGUUGCAUCGACCCCGUUGGGUUCAACACGCGACGCAAACACCCUGAUUUUAAUUUUUACAAAGCCUCUUCCUCCUCCUCCUCCUCCUCAGCUGAAACAUGCGUGAGUGUAUCUCCAUCCACGUCGGUCAGGCUGGUGUCCAGAUUGGCAAUGCCUGCUGGGAGCUCUACUGCCUGGAACAUGGGAUCCAGCCGGAUGGACAGAUGCCUAGUGACAAGACUCUCGGAGGAGGAGAUGAUUCCUUCAAUACGUUCUUCAGUGAGACUGGAGCAGGGAAGCACGUCCCCAGAGCUGUUUUUGUGGACCUGGAGCCCACUGUGAUUGAUGAGGUGCGCACUGGGACCUACCGCCAGCUGUUCCACCCUGAGCAGCUGAUCACUGGUAAGGAGGAUGCUGCCAACAACUACGCCCGUGGACACUACACCAUUGGUAAAGAGAUCAUUGACCUGGUUCUGGACAGGAUCCGCAAACUGGCCAGAUCGUGUCCUCCAUCACUGCUUCUCUGCGUUUCGAUGGUGCCCUGAAUGUUGAUCUGACAGAGUUCCAGACCAACUUGGUGCCAUAUCCCCGUAUCCACUUCCCUCUGGCCACCUAUGCUCCUGUCAUCUCAGCUGAGAAGGCGUACCACGAGCAGCUCUCAGUGUCUGAGAUCACAAACGCCUGCUUUGAGCCGGCCAAUCAGAUGGUGAAAUGUGACCCUCGUCACGGUAAGUACAUGGCCUGCUGCCUCCUGUUCCGUGGAGAUGUGGUGCCCAAAGAUGUGAACGCUGCCAUCGCCACCAUCAAAACCAAGCGCACCAUUCAGUUUGUGGACUGGUGUCCCACUGGUUUCAAGGUUGGCAUCAACUACCAGCCACCCACUGUGGUCCCUGGUGGAGACCUGGCCAAGGUCCAGAGGGCUGUGUGCAUGUUGAGCAACACCACGGCCAUCGCAGAGGCCUGGGCUCGACUCGACCACAAGUUUGAUCUGAUGUACGCCAAGAGGGCCUUUGUCCACUGGUAUGUAGGAGAGGGAAUGGAGGAGGGAGAGUUCUCUGAGGCCAGGGAGGACAUGGCAGCUCUGGAGAAGGAUUAUGAGGAGGUCGGCGUCGACUCCGUUGAGGGUGAGGGAGAGGAGGAAGGAGAAGAGUACUAAAAAGAAGUCUAAAUUGUUUUUCAGUGCAUUCCAGAUGUUUGUCAAUCAGCUGGAGAACCACUUUGGCUGAUUUAAACUGCUGAAAAUGUCAAGUUUGACUGUUCUGAAUAAAAUCUUUCUGACCUGAA